Messenger RNA from Peniophora sp. CBMAI 1063, 2811 nucleotides. The record is from the annotation of a GenBank genome assembly. Lineage: Eukaryota; Fungi; Basidiomycota; Agaricomycetes; Russulales; Peniophoraceae.
AUGUCUGGGAAGGCUGCUACUACGAGCCUCAUCUCGGUCGUUCUCGUAAUCGAUGCGAGCCUCACUGUCGCAGGAGAAUGGCAUCGCCUUCUGAGUGAUUGUGUCGGCUCUAUUACCCAACGCCUGAUAUCGGAGAUACAUCCUGAAAGCGAGAUGAGGAUGGGCUAUGUGGCGUACGGCGCGGCUGAAGGACUAGAGGGUCCUAUCGUGGAUCAACGCUUUUUUCAGGAUCAUAAGUCCCUCACGCGAGAUCUCACGACAAAGCACACGGAGAUGGGUAUCGGCCGUGCAAGUGGCACAUGUGAGAUUGGACUGUCUGCUCUAGAAGCAUACGCUUGCGCUUUGGAGAUGUUUGAUCAACAACGACACGCGGCCAACUUCCAGCCGCUCAAGGCGAUUACAUUGAAUACGGACAAGGAGCCCCAAAAGACCUAUAAUCGGCACGACUAUAUAAUACACAUUGCUGCAGCCGAACCUGAUGAUGCUCGUCGUCCUCGACAUAACGACUCGGUCGAUUACGACGAACUCAACUGGGAUACGCUACCGUCAGAGAUCAAGAAGCACAACAUUCGCCUGUGCAUGAAUCUCUUGAAGCCUAUCAAGAGAUUCAACGAUCUGUUCGACGCAGUUAGCGAAGGUCCACGCUCGACACCUUGGUUCUCGACGCCACCAAAGCAUACACUGCUUCUCUACGGGUUUCCCCCGCCUCGCACCAAGCCGUCUAAACGACCGGUCGAAAUCGAGCGUUCUCCUGCUCAGAAGCGCGCACGCAUCAAAGACGUGCCGUCACCGUCAUCCCCUGUGAAAGCCAACUCGGGCAGCAGCCCCUACAUGUCACCAGCGGCGGUUAAGACCCCAAAGCAAACACCCGCUGUACCAAAACCCCCCACUGAGCCAAAGUCCACGCCGGUUCUGAACGCUGCACAGCCUCCCACGCCUGCAACGGUACCAGCGGCCAUGCCCGUCCUUUCUCCCGUACCCCCAGCAUCAGCACCCAUUCCCCCUCCCGCUGCGGCUCCGGCUCCGCACCCUGCAGCCGCACCCAAGAUGGCCGCACCGGCCCUCCCGUCGAUCCUGGAUCACUGGGGCUAUCGCACAGAGAUCAAGUCCCAUCCCCGCUUUGAAGCCGGCCUCCAAAACCCUCAACAACGCUUGCUUGUGGAGUUCAUGGAGAAGUACGACCCAAUCUACACCGAACAGAUGUUCAAGGCGCAAGCUCGUAAACGCAUGAACCAGCCAGAUCCACCCGAGUUCCUUAGCCAGAUGAGGAAACUGAAAAACAUGUUCGAGCUCGGAUCGCAUGCACUCAAGCAGUGGAACGACGGUGGUCCACCGGUCAACUUCGACCAAAUCAAGUUGCGCGCGAACAUGAUGGUUGCCAAUCCAGCCGCCGCCGCCGCCGCAGCAGCAGCGCAAGGUCAGGUCGCUCAAGGCCAGGCUCACAAUCAGAAUCUGGCACCGACCGCACAGGGCAUACUCAACCAGAUGAACGAGGCGUCGAGAUUGACCGCACGUGGUGGGAUGCCGCCUCCCGCCGGUGCGUCCGCCAACGCCGAUGCGGGCCCGCGCCCGCCGUCGCAGCCAGCGCUCCCUCAACAACCACAACAGCAGUCAUCUAUCUCGACAUCUCAGCCUGCCGCUAAUGCGAUGUCGCCACAAUUCCAAAAGCAGUGGAGAGGCGGCUUGGUUGUCCAUUCCCCCAGGCCGAAUGCGCAGGCUCAGAUGGUGCGGUUCGAGGUUACUAUAUCACAUCAAGCCAUGCACGACCCUAUGAUGUCUACCUGGCCGCAGAACAUCGAUGUGAGAAUCAUGCCCAACUUAACGUUUUAUCCGAAGGACCUCGAUGUAUGGCUCAUGGCCCUCAAUAAGCGUGAGCGGAUAUACUCGGUUGUGACCGUAAGGGCUCCGGAGAGCCCGAACCCGACCCUUAGAGAGCAGAUGCGGCAAGGCGUCGAGAGAUUGACCUCGGUCCUUACCCAACAGAAUUGCCUCGCCGGCGCUUCGUGGAAUAUCCCCGGGAAGGGGAUUGCUCCGACAGCCUUGUUUGCGCGUAUGCCUGCAGGUCCACCCGAUGCCCAUCUCAUAGCGAUCGUCUUCCCUCAAACCGGCUUUGACAAGACCGAUCUUCCUCCCAACGCUGCCGCUCAAGCACAAGCUCAGGCACAAGCCCGAGCCCGAGCUCAAGCUCAGGCUCAAGGCCAGGGCUCACCGCAGCAGCACCAAAACCAGAACACCCAAGUGCAGCCGCAACGACCGCAACCGAGCAACAUCGGUAUGAAUGGCGGUCGCAUCCCAAAUGCGCAGGAGAUAGCCGUGAUGCAGAGGAUCGCGCAGGAGAUGGGCAUCCCGUGGGAGGAGUUUCGAGCACUAUCGAAGGAGGACACGGGCAAGGUCAUGGCAGUGUUUCAGAGUCGGCGGGCGCAAGCGAGGAAUAAUGUGAUGGCUGGCGGAAUGGGCGGUGGUGGGGUGAGACCGGGGAUGCAGGGUGCAGCUGGGAACGCUAUGGGGAUGCAGAUGCAGCAGUUGCAGCAGCAACAGCAACAACAGCAGCAGAGGCAGAUGCAGGCAGCGCUGCUCGGUCGCGCGGGUGUGCCGAGCAACCCGUUUGCGGGACUCUCAGCGUCUACCCCUGGUUUCGCGGGGAUGAACGGCGGCGGGGGUGGUGGAGGCAACAACAUCGGGGGUCUGAAUCCAGGGAUCAACGUCGGAGCGCUCGGCGGCAUGCAGCCCCAAGGCGCUGGAUCGAUGGGUGGAGGAUUCCCGGUGUCGCAGGACCAGAUGUCCUCUUGGAUGCAGCGGACUGGUCGUUGA